GCUGGCCCGCCGCCCGUGGACUGGAAUACAUACUAAUCUCCACGCGCUCUCUCUCUUACCCCGACAUCCAUGUCGUCCACCAUCUAUGGUCCUCACUCCUCCAGCUAAUGCGACAUCCGAGAACCCGUAUCUCUUCACCGGCAGCUACAAGUGGCUCGAUAGCCGCGUCGCGUCCUACAUUCGCAUCGCAUCCGUGUCGAUUGCCGCCUAUGACUAUGUCUUGACUCUGCCCGCGGAAUGGAGGUUCUACAAGAGCCAGAGGUCGUGGAGGUUGAGUACGGGCUGCAUACUGUUCAUCCUCAUCCGCUACAUCAGCAUUGUGGUACUCGCUGUGAACACCGUCGGCUACUUCUCCCACUUCAGUCCGGAGACAUGUUCGCACUACUUCUGGGUUGGCCCCAUAUUCAAAGUGCUACAGACUAUGGUAUCUCAGGUCAUCUUGGGCAUACGGACCGUCAACAUAUCCAGGCGGUCUCCAUGCGUGGGCGCCGUAGUUGCUGGGCUCUUCGUUAUGGUCACCACAGGUGAAUUGUUUACGGAUAUGUUCCAUCGCAACCAUGUCCAAAAUCCCCGACAUAACUGCACUGUCGGCGAGCGCGGGAUCUUCCUGUCCGCGUGGCUGUACUACCUCCUGGCGAUGUUCUACGACGCCGUCGUUCUCGGUAUAUCGUCCUUCUACCUUAUGCGAUAUGGACCAGUAGCCGGGAGGAUGUCCGGUCUUGUGAAGCUGAUGUUCUAUGAUGGCCUAGGAUAUUUUGCAGUGCUGACAGGCGCGAACGUCCUGAACCUCGUACUCUAUCGCACCAGCGAUCUUAUGACCCAGUCAUCAGGGGCUGCCGUUGGCGAAGCCGUCACAUGGAUCAUGAGCCAGAAGCUGCUCAUUCACCUCCGAGAUGCGGCCGCGGAGGCGAACCGCUCCACGCACAUCGUCUCGCGUCCGCUGCGCAGCCCGCGCGCCGUCUCGCGCGCCAUGCGCUCGCACUGCCCUUCCUCCCAGUCGUACUCCUCGCCGUUCUCGGCGGGCGGCCUCGCCAGCUCGCAGGAGCGGAAGAGCAACGUGGCGUUCGCCGAUGCGGAUGGCGACGGAGACGUGCUUGCGUGGUCGAGUACGUCGCUGACGGACCUCGUAGGGAAUCUGAGCGACGUCGAGCUGGACGUGCAAGUGGAGAUUCAGCGUACUGUCAGUGUCGAGGAGGGCAGCCGUGCGGUGGAGCAGUGCGCUUGCACGGGUCAUGUGCCAUGCGUUGUGUGGGUCGGGAGCGGGACGAGGCCGGAGGGGUUCAGCGAGAAGGACGUGGAGAGGGAGAAGGAGGGCCCGGGGAGGUAACAUUUGUGUCUGGAGGGCGCCCUGUCACGGAUGCGUCGCUCUCAUAGAUCCAGUAUCGUUAUUAGUUUCCGCGUGAUCGUGUCCUGCAACUCGCUCUUCUUAUCUUCGCAUGUACACUUAGCUAUUCCGGGAACAUUCUACCUUCAGGUACUGCAAUGCAUCGUCCUAAUCAGUUACCAGUCGUAUGUAUGUGAAUUGGACGAUCCACUGCAUGUCGCGCAUGGUAUAUAGCCUGCAACGGUACUUCCGAGAUUCAUGUAUGAUACAAUGUACAUUCUUAUGUUCAUUCGCGCGCGGCUGACGCCAUGUUGUACUGCAGUCGUUCCGAGGAUGUGAAGCUACUUACAUACGUGGCUGCGCAACUUCUCGGGCAGAGUUAUUGGCCGGAAUAGAAUGAUGCAAG
Molecule: messenger RNA, 1730 nt
Organism: Rhodofomes roseus
Lineage: Eukaryota; Fungi; Basidiomycota; Agaricomycetes; Polyporales; Fomitopsidaceae
Exons: 15
Coding region: 86-1327 (413 amino acids)
Source: RefSeq, a predicted model, not a curated record